UGGUUAUGGUCAUUAUGGUGUGUCCAUGUUGGUGAUAGUAUUAUUUUAAAUUAAAUUAGUCCUAACAAAAAUUUCGAUCACUAUUGUUUUUCUCCGAUGUAAUUUUCAACCAAAAACUUAUCGGUCCGCUCAGGGAAUCCAAUAAAAAACAAUUACUUUUACUUACUGCAAGUAUUCCGUUCAAAGUUCUCGUUCGCCUUGUUUUGUAAUCACCAUCUCCAUCCAGGAUCAUGCCUUUUAUGCACGGUCAUGUGCCCAUCAGGCGUACACUGAAGUAUUUAAAUGCCGGUCAAAUCAUUCUCAAGGAAAGAAUAAAAAUAUUUUCUUUAAAUUUCAGCUCUAGAGGAGAUCAUCAUAAAGGAGCUAGGGAAUUCGCAUUUUGGCAUCUGCAGCAACUCCAACAUAAAAAUCCUGAUGUUCACGUCGUCGAGUUUAAAGAUUUGACUCCAUCACCAUUUAUUAGAUGCUUCACAGACAAUGGAGAUAGUGUUAUAAUUGAUUUGGAAGGGAGAAGCAAAGAAUCAAUCCAUGAUCAUGUCAUGAAAGUUUUAGGAAAAUCCGAAGAUUUAUUAGAAAAAGAGGCAAAAGCAAGAGAGAAGAAAGAAAACCCUGCUAAUUUUGGAUAUAUGUGUGAGAAAAAUUGCAUCUGCGAAUUCUUUGGUCAAGUUCCAUGCCCAGGAGUGGUGCCUUUACCCCUUUACAUGAAAGGAAAGACCAUCAAGAAAUUACUUGAAGGAGAUGAUUAAUAAGUUCACAGAAACUAUCAUGUACGAACUAGUGAUUGGAAAUCACCUUAAAAGUUUUGUAUUUUGUAAGUAGAAUGCCCAAAAUAUGCUCUGCCUCUGUGUACAUAACUAAGAAAUAAAAAAGAUGAGGGCAGGAUUUUUCAACUCUUUUCCUCAGCUGAACCCAUACCUGCAAGCUAACUGUGGAUCGGAGGGCAGGUGUCCUUCAGUUUGCGGUCAGAGCUGAGAGAAAUGAGGAAGAGCACUGCUGUAAGAUGAAUUGAGAUUUCAUGACCUAAUCAAAGUCAGACUCAAAACUUCAUUGAAAUCUUUAUUCAUCUGAGCACUUGCGUUAAAUGAUACUGAAAUAGAUUUUUUGUUUGUUUGUACAGUAUAAUAAUGAUAUCAAGUCUCAUUUCAAUGGAUUUUCAUGUUUUCAAGAAUAAAUAAAUGUUACUUUGUUUUUUAUCCUCUA
Bemisia tabaci is the source of this 1200-nucleotide messenger RNA. RefSeq names its product mitochondrial ribosomal protein S25 (gene mRpS25). The record is from RefSeq and is a predicted model, not a curated record. Lineage: Eukaryota; Metazoa; Arthropoda; Insecta; Hemiptera; Aleyrodidae. Gene Ontology annotation, cellular component: mitochondrion. Gene Ontology annotation, molecular function: structural constituent of ribosome.